This is a messenger RNA of Exaiptasia diaphana, 1800 nucleotides long. RefSeq lists its product as uncharacterized. NCBI's taxonomy places the organism in Eukaryota, Metazoa, Cnidaria, Anthozoa, Actiniaria, Aiptasiidae. The record is from RefSeq and is a predicted model, not a curated record. The coding region runs from base 1 to 1800 and encodes 599 amino acids. The transcript has 9 exons.
AUGGCGGCUCUUGAGAGUAUAGUACACAAAGAAUUCAUAAAAGAUUUGGUGCAGAAAAGGUACACUCAUAAACAAAUAGGCGACUACAUUAAGUCUUUGAUGCCAGGGAAAAGAGGAAUUUCUCCCAGGAGCGUUGAAAGAUACUGUGCAGCUCACAAUAUACACUAUCGCGAUAAGAACAUAAACAGAAAAGAUGUCGACUCUAUCGUUGCUGAAGCAGUGCAGGAGGGAGAAAUGAACUUGUCACAAGAAAAUUGCCCCGAAGACUUUGAUGUCMGWUACUCYCGAGUAUCUGAACGUAGCUCCUAUAGGGUYAGAWCCCMUGAUGGAAAGCAAUUCACAGCUCGGUUGUCACAUGAAAGUCAUGGCGAUGUUCAAGGAUUUGAUGACUUGGACAUCCAUCUCCUUAUUGAUAAUUGUUCUUCUAUGACUUCAAAACAAGUAAUUGAACAAGUACCACAUCUGCUAAAUUGCGCAAGAAAUUUUGCAAGGGAAUUUGGAAAUAAAUCAGGAGAGAAAUUCAACCCUUCGGAAGACAGCACCAUAGGUGCAGAACUGCAGCGAUCACURUCCAAGGCAGAAGAUGACGACUGGCAUAAAACCAACACUGACGAACACACAGUUUACAAUCAAUACGCCAAAACCAUUGCCUUAGAAUGUGGAGUAGACGUCGAUUCGGAUGAGUUCAACACUCUCUUGGACUAUUUGCACGAYUUGAAAGUGAUCAUMUAYUUCCCCGAAACCAAUAUGAUMAUCAUCGACACACAAUGGCUACUUGACAUGUUUGCCAAAGUGAUAACUGUUCAACCCAUCGAAUGUCAUCAUAAGRAGUAUGAAAGUGAAUGGAGGAAACUAGAAGAGCAUGGUAUAAUCAGCGUCAACUUUCUCAAACAUUUAUGGCGUGACCUGCUCGAUGACCAUUCAUCAUUCCAGUCGUUAAUUGACAUCAUGGAAAAAUUCUCACUCAUCUGCAAUUGGAAGCAAUUAGAUGGAGGCACGAGUUAUCUUGUUCCAGCUAUGUUAAUGAACACAAGUGAAGAAAAAGCCAAUGCUUUAGUAGCAGAUAACUUGGCUCCGCCAUUAGUCAUAAGAUUUGAUUGCUCRCAUUUGCCUUUCGCCAUUUUCCCACGACUCUUAGUUCUCGUCGAAAAGAUGUGCAACUCAAAAUGGCCGUGUUCGUCUCCACCUCAUCUCUCCAAAAACUUUGCAAGAUUUUAUAUUGUUGAUGACAAGUGUGCGUUCAGCCUGGUCUUAAAAUCCGAUUUGCAAACAAUCAGAGUUGCACUGUUCAACGACAAAACAAAAAGCAAUAAUAGAAAUGGCUUUUUCAUCAACCUGUGCAAAUGGCUAACGGAGUUUCUCGAGAGAACACUUCAGAAAAUGAUUGAGUCAUUCCCUUGGAUGAGAAGGUUGGAGCUUGAAUUUGGCAUCUGUUGUCCAGUUUGUAAAGACGUGGCACCUUGUAAAAAGCACAGCAAGAGAGCCUGUCCUCGAGACUCGUGUUUUCACUUUGUUUCCAAACGAGAACUGUUGAGCACAACUCAAACGCGUUGCAGCAGGAACCCUACAAAACUAAACAACGAAAUUCCAGAUUCCAGCUUCUCGCACUGGUUUAACAAAAAAGACAAUAAUACUGUUGAAGUGAAGAAAGCACACGAGCAGCUUCAAGCCCUUUGUUUACCUUCAGAAGAUGACGCUGUGUGCAAGGAAGUCAUUGCUGCUUUCAAUGAAAUCUCCCUGAAGACUAUUUCACAGGACGAGGUGGCUAGAACAGCUAAGAGAAUCGCUGGUACAUNAUAA